Bathycoccus prasinos is the source of this 2226-nucleotide messenger RNA. RefSeq lists its product with no specific name. The coding region runs from base 1 to 2226 and encodes 741 amino acids. NCBI's taxonomy places the organism in Eukaryota, Viridiplantae, Chlorophyta, Mamiellophyceae, Mamiellales, Bathycoccaceae. Gene Ontology annotation, cellular component: GARP complex. The transcript has a single exon. Gene Ontology annotation, biological process: retrograde transport, endosome to Golgi; endocytic recycling; Golgi to vacuole transport. Gene Ontology annotation, molecular function: syntaxin binding. The record is from RefSeq and is a predicted model, not a curated record.
AUGAGCUCACGCGGUGGUGAAGGAGACGAAGGACACCUCCUCAUCGAAGAGGACAUGGGAGACGUCCUCUCUCCGGAGGAGAUUUCUGACUUAAUCACAAAGUACAGCGGACACGAAAUCGUGAAAAAUGUGUUGGAGUGUGCCUCUUUGGAGGAACUCAACGAGAAAGCCUCGAUUGCGAACGAUCGACUGCACAAACUCGAAAACGAAUCCAUCAAACAACACGCGAAAGAGUGCGAUAACUUGGUACUCUUACAGGAGAAGAUUCAUGACUGCGACGAAACGCUCGCGCACAUUGAAAACGUUUUAUCAAACUUCCAAACGAGUUUAGGCAAAAUCAGUGGAGAAAUAUCAAACUUGCAAAGCUCGUCCAGUCACGUCACACAAAGAUUAUUGGAGUGCAAAGAGACUGAAUUAGCACUCGGGGAAUACGUAGAACAGCUGACGAUAUCGCCAGAUUUAAUCGCGAAAGUUUUGUCCACGGAAGUUGGCGACGGCACUGAGUACAUACAAGUCUGUAAAGCGCUUUCGGAGAAACUCAUAUUCAAGAGAGACGUGAAACGAAGAGGCGGCCAAGACGCGACGUACGCGGCGUUUACGGACAUCGAAUCCGAGUUGGAACGACUGCGAAUCAAAGCUAUUCAAAAAGUUCGCGAUUUUUUUAUCCAGAAGUUUCAUUCAUUGAGGAAGCCGAAAACGAACAUUCAGCUGUUGCAAACAAACGUCUUGAAAAAGUAUAAACCUCUCGUGGAUUUCCUUCAAGUGCACGGCGCGGAUAUUUUUCGAGAAAUCAGAGCAUUAUACGUGGAAACGAUGGGUAAAGUGUUGAAGACAGCGUUACAAAACUAUAUUUCUGCGCUUAGCGUACUUAAACUCGAAUCGGGUUCUACGUCGAAGAACAAGACAGGUCAAUACAUCGGUGACGUCGAUGCCUCGGCUUCUUCUUCGUCAGCAACAUUAUUGUCUGCAUCAACGUCUGCCAAUAGCGCAAGUGGUGGUGGCGGCGGUGGCAGCGGUAGUCACUUCUUAUCAUCGCUCGGACAGGGAAGCGGUAUCGCCGGUUCUAUACCAACGACCAACGAUGGAAGAAGUGCGCAUACAAACUUCUCCCUAGGAAAGCGCGCAAAUAUUCUUGCGAAUAUAGAAACGGCUGCGCCAAUCAUAGCGCACUCGAUUUCGGGUUCUAAACUUCCCUGGGAAGCACUGUUUCGAAGUUCACAAAAAUUAUUAGUCGACAUGGCAACGUUUGAAUACUUGUUUUGCAUAGAUUUCUGGAAAGGCGACUCACAAAUCUUCCGCGACGUGUUUGCGCAACCGUUACAAGCGAUGGAUGAAUACGUGCAAAGUUGUAUCAAUACGAAUUUUGACGCCAUCGGAUUAGCGCUGGCUAUAUUGAUCAACCGCGGUCACCAAAAAUUGAUGCAAAGAAGAAGAAUCCCUUCCUUAGAUUUACACCUAGACAAGGUCAACAUCAUGCUGUGGCCAAAGUUUAAGAUGGUUUUCGACGCGCACAUAAAAUCUGUAGUUUCGGCGUGUGAGAAUGCGAAAAAUCAAACGAAAUUGUUUGUUGAUGAUGUUUCCGCGCAUUACGUCACGCGACGGUACGCAGAGUUUACGGCAUCUAUGACGGUUUUGUCAAAAUUAGAGGGUGGCGAUAACCAGUUGCGAAAUAACUUGGAGCGUUUACGAAAGGCGCAGUACGAUUUACUCGUCAAACUCGCAGAGCGAUUCACCACGCCGAAACGUCGUUCGUGCUUUUUGUUGAAUAAUUACGAUUUGAUCCAUCAGAUCUUGAGCACAGAUGAAAACUUAGAGCACGAACUCGGAUUCUUUGACGAACAGCUGAUCAUAGAGACGGAUGCUUUCGUCCAGAUUGAACUAGAAACGCAUUUUGGCGACGCGUUACUACAAAUUGAAAGUUUAGAAUUCGGCAAAUCUUCGCCGGACGUGGCGGUGGAGCAAUCGAUACAAAUUUUGAAAGCGUUCUCGGAGCAGUGGAAACAACAAAUUACAAAGAUAAAUAGCGAAAUCGUGUCGCUCUUCUCCAACUAUAAUCGAGGUAUGGAUAUUUUGCAGCGAACGCUGAGUUCCUUACUUGUCAAGUACACGGAUGCGUGUGAAAAAACAAGCGCGAGUGGAGAGGAGGCGAAGAAAACUGUGGAUGCGAUUCGAGUGACCAAUGCGGCAUUCUUGUUUGAGUGUAAGCGAUAUGCGCGAGCUAAAUAA